AUGCAGGUGGUCCAGCACUCGGAGACGCUGCGAACAGCUUUGGUCUCCCGGGACCCGUGCUGGGCCUCAGAUGACCUCACCUGGAUCCUCCCUCAGCCCGAGACGACACAGGACUUCCAGAGUUUCUACAGGGACCUCCAUCACAAAAUCCCACUGCAGGCCACAGCACCAUUUACAUUCACGCACUGGAUGGGCGUGUUCAGCUUCGCCCGGUACCAUGACAACAUCCAUACCAGCAGAUACGCGGGGAGGUUGAAGGAGGGGCUCCGGUCAAGGUGGGGGACUAUUCCAUGUUUAAGGUUGUUAUAUUCCCCCAUCACCGGCCUGCUGCUCCUCCGUCCCUGUAAGACAGUGAGCCAUGAGAUGGACCAUGUGUUUGGACUCCGUCACUGCCAGUGGGUGAGCUGUUUGAUUCAGAGCUCCACCCGUGUAGAAGAGUCCAAUCGUAGACCCCCGGACGUCUGUCCCAUCUGUCUCCACAAGCUACGAUCUGCAGUGGGCUUCAGAAUGGCCGAUAGAUACAAGGCUUUACUGUGCUGGAUGGAGGAGAGUCUGAGAGGAUGGAGCGGUCCACAACAGUCCGGUUCCUCUCAGUCUGACCUGGCUCAGGCCUUCCACAAGAGGUCCAGAACAGACCGGUUCCUCUCAGUCUGACCUGACUCAGGCCUUCCACAAGCGGUCCACAACAGUCCGGUUCCUCUCAGUCUGACCUGGCUCAGUCUGACCUGGCUCAGGCCUUCCACACAUCCACACUGGCUCAAGUACAAGUUCAACUCAUUCUGGAUGAACGUUGAUUUAGAUGUGACAGCGAGAAGAUGCAUUGAUCCUCUGCAAAGCCACGACGUCCCCCGGUCCAUCACACCAGUCCAUGGAUGAAUGCGCCUAGGACUACUGCUGCCCAUAGGAACAGCAGGAUUUAUUAUCC
Molecule: messenger RNA, 925 nt
Organism: Lampris incognitus (smalleye Pacific opah)
Lineage: Eukaryota; Metazoa; Chordata; Actinopteri; Lampriformes; Lampridae
Gene: amz2
Product: archaemetzincin-2
Biological process (GO): proteolysis
Molecular function (GO): metallopeptidase activity
Source: RefSeq, a predicted model, not a curated record